Molecule: messenger RNA, 5650 nt
Organism: Pyrus x bretschneideri (Chinese white pear)
Lineage: Eukaryota; Viridiplantae; Streptophyta; Magnoliopsida; Rosales; Rosaceae
Product: protein TIME FOR COFFEE
Exons: 12
Coding region: 284-5071 (1595 amino acids)
Biological process (GO): regulation of circadian rhythm
Cellular component (GO): nucleus
Source: RefSeq, a predicted model, not a curated record
AUAAAAAGAAGAGAGUUGGAAAUAGAGAGAGAGAAAGAGAGAGGGGAAAGGGGGCUAGAGAGAGAGAGAGUGAGAGGUGGAGAAGAUGAGCAAAGCUUGAGAUAUUUGGGUGUGGGAAUAGCUUUGUGAGAGAGGAGAUCGUUGUCGGGGUUGGGAGCUCGGAGCAUGCAAAUCCGGUGGGUUUGACUAAAUUAUCCGGCGAAUUAUGAUGGAUUUCCGGUGAUGAGAGAUGGGAUUAGAGUCCUGUGUGUAGCUGAUUUGUUGGUAGGUAGUUUUAUUAGAUAUGGAUAGGAAUAGAGAUGCGAGAAGGUCAGCUAUGGCGGCCCCAAAUGGCCUGUCACGGCGGAGACACAGAAGUAGCAGCCUCAGAGACUCUCCAGAGGACGAUGGUCCGGUGGAGUUACCAGAGACGUCGAGGCUCAGAGAUCGGAAGAAGGAUCGAGAGAGGGAUCGAGAGAGGGACCGAGACCGGGACCGGGACCGAGACCGAGACCGCGAUAGGGAUCGGUUGAGCCGGAGCAAGAGGCGGAGAGGCGAUAGGUUGAUGCACGGAAGCAAUAGAGAAGACGGCGGCGACGAUAGUUCCGAGGAGAGUGUAAACGACGAAGACGAGGACGAAGACGACGGAGGUGUGGUCGGCGGCGGUGGGUCGUCAAUUCGGAUGCUUCCGCCGAACCACCCAUCGUCAACGGCAUCUCUAUCGUCGUCGAUGUUAAAUCACCGGAAGAGCUUCUCGCCGGUUCAUAAUCUUAAUAGCAACAAGCAUUUCAGGCCGCUCACGACUUUGAAGGUCACCGACGAGAUGAUUGGCGUUUCGGUGCCCCGAAAAGCACGGUCAGCGUCGACGAAGAGGUCUAACGAAUGGCCUUCAAGUUGCGGUGUUGUCGGAGACCAAAUUCACCGCCAGGCUUCAACAUCGCCUGUUCGGCCAAGCGCGUCGCUGAUGGCUGGCCCGGCUCCCACUUCGCCUUCUUCUUCUCACGCCUCGGUUGUCCGGAAGAGGCUGAAGCCAAACGGACCCAAACUUCGGCCGCCGAAGAUAUCGUCGUCGACCAAGACGGCGUCGUCCAAUCAGGAUGAGAUAGAAAGAGAGAUCGCGGCGGUGUUGUACGGGAUGAAUAGGCAGCCGCAGGGGCCGACGAAGCAAGAAGUUACCACCACCGAUUCGAUUAAGUUCGAAUCCAGAGAAGCCAACAACAAAUCUACCAGCGACGCCAAAUCAAGAGUUUCGUCGCCGAUCUCGAACUCGCCGUGUGUGGUUCCUCAGUUGACGUCGCCUUUCCCUCAGAAUUCUGGCUCCUCUGUCACUUCCAUGUCCGCCGUCGCACCCAAGAGGAAAAGACCGCGACCCGUGAAGUAUGACGACGAGAACCCGGCAGUUCAAAACAGUCCCAUUUCUUCUACGGCCAAAGUGGUGGCUGAUCAGCCUGCUAAGGUUGAGACUUCCGGUCCGAAUUUGGAAAAAAACCCAGGAUCUGCAGCUGAAAAUGGCGGGUCUUUGUAUGAUUUGCCCCACUCUCAAGCUGUUCCGGCAUCGCAGGAGGCUCAGCCGGAGUCAAUUAGGCCGGAGAGCAACGCGGUGUCAAAGUCAAGGCCAGCGAACGAUGAAUCGGAGAGUCGAAAUGUUAAAACGAGCAAGGAGGAACCUCAAUCUCCCGAGAAGGAACCUACUGGCCUCAGAUUGGAUGAUAAAUGUGAAGAAAUCACACUGACCAAACCGAAUUCAACAAUCCCAGAGGUUGAAAACCACCGAGAAGAAAAGUUCCAGAUAGAUCUGAUGGCUCCUCCAGAAAGGGAUGGUGAAGUUGAUUUUAUCUCCGUAGAUGCAGAAACGGAAUUAAAAGCUGUAAGCCGAGAAGAUGACAGCAAAGCUCUGAAAAUUGGCAACAAUGAAGAAGUGCAGCCUACAAAUUUGGAAACUGAGAAGCCAAAAGCAGCCGUGGAAGAAGCAGAAGCAGCUGAUUUGAAAAAGCAGACUUCUUCCAUUGUUGGUGGGAAAGAAAGGAAUUUUGAUCUGCAGCUUGAUUUGGAGAAGACUGAUAGUAUUAGUGGAAACAAGCUGCCCCAAAAUGGCGCUAAGCAUAACAAUGAGAAAACUGUGCAAUCGGGCUCUGUACCUUUGCCGAUGUCUGUGGCCGGUUGGCCGGGCGGGCUUCCUCCAAUGGGCAGAUAUAUGGCGCCUUUACAAGGAGUUGUAUCCAUGGAUGGGAGCACCGUUUCUUCAGCUCCGAUACAACCGCCACAUUUGCUUUCUAAUCAACCUCGGCCAAAGAGGUGUGCAACCCAUUGCUACAUUGCGAGGAAUAUAUUCUAUCACCAGCAAAUGUCAAGGAUGAAUCCUUUCUGGCCGGUAGCAGCUGGUUCGGGAUCUCUGUAUGGGGGAGCCAAGCACAGCAAUCCCAAUGUAUUACCUCCAGAAUUGCUUGGCAAUAUUCCAGGUAGAGGGGUGAAUCCUGCACAGGAGAAGGGGCAGGGGAUUUCUAUGUUUCCUGCUCAAUCUGCGAAGGACAAAACUUCACAAGCAGCAAACCUUGUGGAUGCUGCGCAGAGAAAGCCAAUUGUGCUCCAGCAAGGUCUACCUCCCGGGGCACCUAGUAAUAUCUUGCAUGGUCCUGCUUUCAUUUUCCCAUUGAGCCAGCAGCAGGCAGCUGCUGCUGCUGUUCGACCAGGGUCUGUGAAGUCUCUUAAUGCUGCUGGUGCGGCUUUGUCCGGUGCACCUACCUCCUCUUCAUUGAGUGCAACAGCUGCCACUGCUGCUGCAGCUCCAGCAAUGAGUUUCAACUACCCAAAUAUGGCUGGAAAUGAACCCCAGUAUUUGGCAAUUUUGCAGAACAACGCAUAUCCAUUUCCAAUGCCGCCUCAUGUAGGUGCACAGCCAGCCUACAGAGGACCCCAUGCUCAAGCAAUGCCUUAUUUUAACGGGUCUUUCUAUUCUUCUCAAAUGCUCCAUCCUUCUCAACUACAACAGCAGCAGCAGCAACAACCACCGCCGUCUCAAUCACAGCAAAGUCAACAAGGUCAUCCAAACACUACUAUUUCAAGUGGUUCUUCGUCGUCCCAGAAGCAUUUGCAAAAUCAGCAGCAAAGACCACAUCCAAGUGUUGUCAAUGGCAGCAGCGGGAGCUUGCAAGGCUUUCCUGCCUCAAAAAACCAACCUUCGCAAGCAAUACAGCCGCAGCAGCAGCAAACGCAGAACCUGCAUGCUUCACGUCAACUUGAACCUGAAAUGGGUGGCGAAGACAGCCCGUCAACUGCUGAUAGUCGUGGCUCUCGUGCGAACAUGAGUAUUUAUGGUCAGAAUUUUGCAAUGCCAAUGCACCCGCCAAACUUUGCUUUGAUGACACCUUCAAUUGGAAGUGUCAGUGGUGCAACAGGUGCAAGUGGUAGUGAAAAGAAGCAGCAGCAGCAGCUACAGGGUUCAAAGGCUGGGGUUGAAGCAUCCCAAACUUUCGCCAUGUCUUUUGCUUCCUUAAAUGGUGCUACCGCUGCUCCUGGCAUUGACCUAACAUCGAUGAAUCAUGCAUUUCUCCAGAGCUUGCCAGAUGUUACUAGGCACAACUAUCAUCAGUACAUGGCUGCGCCUGCACAACAGAAGAAGAAUUAUCGUGUUCCAGAAGAAGGGAAAACCGGAGGAGGCGAUUCCUCUAAUGUGGAAGAGGAAAGAAAGGUCAUGGUGGGGAAAGCUUCAUCAACUGUUGGACACUCCAUUGCUUUUUCCAGGCCAGAUAUCACUGAUACAUCUGGUUCUACAAUACCGGGCAACAAUGUGAUUGAUAGUUCAGCAAGAGCUGUUAACCUCACCUCUACUCCUGUCCGAUCGUCCAGUUCUGCUAUGCCAGCUGCUGUCAUCCCUGCAAAUGCACCGGCACCCCAGCAACAAAUGCGGAAUCACCAGCAACAGCAGCAGAUGAAUCAGCUUCAUAAGCAGCAAUUUUCUGCGGCUGUAGCUCGAAACAAAACGCCAACGACGAGUAAUGGCAGCGUGUACUCUGAUCACCUCCCUUCAACCUCUUCUAUGGCUGCGAAAUUUCCUAAUGCUCUAUCUUCAUUCCCCCAAAACCUUGUCCAAAGCAGCACCAGUCCAGCUCAAUCUCCACAGUGGAAGAAUUCUGCGAGGACAACCACUUCCCAAGUUCCUUCAUCAUCUCUGGCCUCGCCAACCUCAUCGUCCCUCAAAAACCUCCCUCAGAAGCACGGGCGGACACAACAAAGCCACACACAGAUUUCAUUUGCUGCCAGCACGAAGGCUUCAACCCAAUCUCAAGGGUUACAGCCUGCCAGUAGCAAUCAGUCUCCAUCUCCUCCGGUAAUGGUCGGUUCGCCCACAACCACAACCUCAUCAAUGGCGAAGAGUGCUGGUGGAAGCCCCAGGACAACUAGUUCGACUUCCACAGGAAAUAAAGCUGGCCAAGUAUCGUCUUUGUCAUCUCAGCAGGCCAAGAACUCACCAACAGUGCCCAGUCAGAAGUCGUCUCCUGUUGGCGGGAGGAAUGUCCCUUCGAUUCUAGGCCACGCCCAUGUUACGUCUUCGAGUGCUGGUACGAAGCCACAAUUGCAUCAGCAGCAUCAGCAGCAUCAUCAACAUCAGCACCAACACCCGCAACAACAGCACCAGCAACAACAGUUCUCUAAGCAAUUGCUUCAGCAAGCGCAUUUGUUCUUCUCUAAUACCUGCAUGCAGCCCCAAGCUUCACAUUCCAAUAGUAACACCUCUACUCAAUCUCCUUCAAGUGGGUAUUACCAUGGUCCAAGACGCCGACCCGAGCAACAGCAGCAGUCACAAGGCUCAUCUGGGACUUCCUCGAGUGGGAUGUUGUCACUCUGCCCUCCCGUUUCACAUUCUAAUAUGAGCACCAAUGAUCCUGCAAAGGCGGCAGCUGCUGCAGCUACCAACAACAUGAAGGGCGGUAACUUAUCCUCUCAGGCUCUUAUGCGUGCUCAGUUUGCUGCAGCACAAUCCUCCGGGCCACUCCAGCUUGUACCUGCAGGCUUCACUUAUGUACAUGCUGCUGUUCCUACUGCGGUCCAGGUAAAACCGGCCGAACAGAAGAAACAACCCGCGGGUGAGUAGAACAGUUAUCCCUCGGCGCAACAUUGCAACCCCCAUAAAAUCGACAGAUGAAAAACUGGAAAGGGAAGCUGAAAUCAGUUUUGGUGGGCGGGGAUUGUGUACUAAUGAAGGGAAAGCUUGAUUCUUGCCCAAGGAAACGAGAAUUUGCAUACUCCCUCUGGCAGCCUAAGAAGAAGUGGAAGAAGAAGCAAGCACAAGACACCGGGAAGGUCUAGGUGGAAUACGGAAUUUGAACCCACAAUUUUGGGAUGAAAGUUUAACAGGUGGGGGUAAAAUUGUCCUAUUGAAAAGAGUAGUUUUUGUGUCUACAAUCUGACAGGGUUGAUGGUGAAAGUCUAAUUAAAUUUGAUUGGUUUGAUGAGAGGAUAGGAUGGGAAAUUGCAGGAAAAGUUGGGAUCUUUUGUUGGGGCAGAAAGAGGGAGAACGGCAAAGGAGGAUGUAACAGAGGUGUUCUAUUUUUCCUUUCUUUUUGGGAGGUUUAAAUUUCCAGAAAGGGCAGUAGAACUUUUGACAUAUUUUAUAUGAAAGGGGUGUAAUGUGCAUGUCUUAGUGCAUAUAAUGGUAAAAGCCUUUUGGGAA